GGUUUUUUGGUAACUCAAAACCAGUCAACAUUUAUUCAAAUCAUUCUGAAGUUGUGAAGGUAAGGUGGACAUGGUUUUUGGUUGUUUGAAGUUCCAAUUUGCUCUCUCUGAAAUGUGCUCGUCUGUAUCCUCAUGUGGCUGCCACCAAGAGCAGGGCAUUGCUGGAGCAGCUCUUGGAAGAGUUAAACUGACUAAUAGUUCUGAAUCAAAGAGUUAUCCAGUCUGGUAUGAUGGAAUGCUUUAUGGUCUUACCUAUUCUCUUUAUUUCUCUCAUGUGUUGCCUUUUUUUUUUUCUUUCGGUUUACCCCUCUUGGUAAGUGUUGGAAUAGGCUAUUUCUCAUUCAUUGUGGCACAAUUCUUUCUAUCACAUUCAUCUAUUAUCAUAGAGAUUGUAAAAGAGUUAACAGAGAGUUGUCAUUCUUUGUCCAUGGCUCUCUUUUGUUUUUUAGAACAGGAAAUUUAGAGACAUACUUGAAUUUGAUUGUUUCCUCUUUUUGUCAUGUAAUGUGUGAAACUUAUUUUUGACUUGAAGCCUAUUCUGUGAACUUCUUUUUCUCACAUUCUGCCUUUUUUUUUUUUUUUUUUUUUUUGGGUAUUGUGGCAAUCAUUUGCAAUCCAAUGCAGCCUUUGCAUUUGGGGCAUUUAAGUUGAUAAGCUUGCUGUUUUCUCUUUAUUUAUUUCAUCAUUUGCUUCCUUAGAUUAUUUGGAAUCUUAUCAUACCUAACUCCAUGUUUUUUAUUUUCUUGCAUUCUGUUUCCUUGAUUCUUUAUGUGGGUGGGUUGGGACAUUUAAUUCAUGCAUGAGCCAGAAUACCAUCAGGUUGAGAGGCAAGGGAAAUUGUUAUAAAAGUUUGCAUUUUAA
Molecule: messenger RNA, 861 nt
Organism: Rubroshorea leprosula
Lineage: Eukaryota; Viridiplantae; Streptophyta; Magnoliopsida; Malvales; Dipterocarpaceae
Source: the annotation of a GenBank genome assembly